GGCGGCCAGGCCGCGCGGCCUCCCCGGGGCGGGGUGGCGGUCACCUGGGCGGCCUCUGGCGCAGGUUUGCAAACCGUUUGCAGUAAGGCCGCUCUGCGCAGAGCGCUUCCCGCUUGGAGGCCCCCCGGGGAGCAGGAAGCAGAGCCGCCCCGGGUUAGCCGUCGGGGCAGCUGCAUGUUUCUCAUUCUUGCAGUUUUUCUGGGGAGUUCUUCCUUGGCUCAGUGAGGUCUUUAGAAGUCUGCUGACACGAGUCCACGAGAUUUUGUUUCGUAGGGCAGAGGGGAAGGCACUGCGGCCGAGGUCGGGGCGAGCGUGCCUGCGAGCAGGGGAGGGUGGCAGCGGCGGGACUGGGGUGCAGGGCUUGGUGUCCCCAUGCCCGAGGGCGUCAGGCCGUGGACUUGGUUUCCUGAGGGCAGGAGCGACAGAAGAGGAGCUCGGGGGCCCCAGGGAAGCAGUGCAGGCGGCUGCCCCAGGGCUCUGUGCCCGGCCUAAGGCCAGCCUUCUCUGGCCCACCGGCUGAGGGGGACAUCGCUGCGUGACAUCACGGAGGCUCUGGUCACCAGACCACCAGGCUGGGCAGCCAGGUGACCUGGUGGGGGGCGCUGCUGACUCAGUUCCCUUCCUGGACGGGCGGUUUGUGAGUCACUCUGUUCGGUAGUUUGCCACUUCCUAUCUGCCACGUCGAAGCUCUCGGGUGCUCCCGCUGAGUGGCCGCGGUGCAGUGCAGGCUCAGGGCGGCUGGAACCGGGGGCAGGCGCCAUGCCUUCCUCCUGCCGCCCUGAGGAGGGCCCGAGCCCCGCGGCGGCGGCGGAGGAGAAAGUCCAGUCACGCGGAGCCAGCAUCGUCCCAGACAUAGCAGUUGGUACAAAGCGGGGAUCCGACGAGCUCUUCUCUGCCUGCGUCACCAACGGACCCUUUAUCAUGAGCAGCGGCUCGGCCUCCGCAGCCAACGGGAAUGACAGCAAGAAGUUCAAGGGCGACAGCAGGAGCGCAGGCGUGCCCUCCCGCGUCAUCCACAUCCGCAAGCUGCCCAAUGACGUCACCGAGGGCGAGGUCAUCUCUCUGGGGCUGCCCUUCGGGAAGGUUACCAACCUCCUGAUGCUGAAAGGGAAGAACCAGGCCUUCAUCGAGAUGAACACGGAGGAGGCCGCCAACACCAUGGUGAACUACUACACGUCAGUGACGCCCGUGCUGCGCGGCCAGCCCAUCUACAUCCAGUUCUCCAACCACAAGGAGCUCAAGACCGACAGCUCGCCCAACCAGGCGCGCGCCCAGGCAGCCCUGCAGGCCGUGAACUCGGUCCAGUCAGGAAAUCUGGCCCUGGCCGCCUCGGCCGCCGCGGUGGACGCCGGGAUGGCGAUGGCCGGCCAGAGCCCGGUGCUGAGGAUCAUCGUGGAGAAUCUGUUCUACCCGGUGACCCUGGACGUGCUCCACCAGAUCUUCUCCAAGUUCGGCACGGUGCUGAAAAUCAUCACCUUCACCAAGAACAACCAGUUCCAGGCGCUGCUGCAGUACGCGGAGCCCGUGAGCGCCCAGCACGCCAAGCUGUCGCUGGACGGCCAGAACAUCUAUAACGCCUGCUGCACGCUGCGCAUCGACUUCUCCAAGCUCACCAGCCUCAACGUCAAGUACAACAACGACAAGAGCCGCGACUACACGCGCCCCGACCUGCCCUCGGGCGACAGCCAGCCCUCGCUGGACCAGACCAUGGCCGCGGCCUUCGGUGCGCCUGGUAUAAUGUCAGCCUCUCCGUAUGCAGGAGCUGGUUUCCCUCCCACCUUUGCCAUUCCUCAAGCCGCAGGCCUCUCUGUCCCCAACGUGCACGGGGCGCUGGCCCCCCUGGCCAUCCCGUCGGCAGCGGCAGCGGCAGCAGCGGGCAGGAUCGCCCUCCCGGGCCUGGCUGGGGCCGGGAACUCUGUGCUGCUGGUCAGCAACCUGAACCCCGAGAGAGUCACACCCCAAAGCCUCUUUAUUCUUUUCGGCGUGUACGGCGACGUGCAGCGGGUGAAGAUCCUUUUCAACAAGAAGGAGAACGCGCUGGUGCAGAUGGCCGACGGCAGCCAGGCCCAGCUGGCCAUGAGCCACCUCAACGGGCACAAGCUGCACGGGAAGCCGGUGCGCAUCACGCUGUCCAAGCACCAGAACGUGCAGCUGCCCCGCGAGGGCCAGGAGGACCAGGGCCUCACCAAGGACUACGGCAGCUCGCCGCUGCACCGCUUCAAGAAGCCGGGCUCCAAGAACUUCCAGAACAUCUUCCCGCCCUCCGCCACCCUGCACCUCUCCAACAUCCCGCCCUCCAUAUCCGAGGACGACCUCAAGAUCCUCUUCUCCAGCAACGGCGGGAUCGUCAAGGGGUUCAAGUUCUUCCAGAAGGACCGGAAGAUGGCGCUGAUCCAGAUGGGCUCCGUGGAGGAGGCGAUCCAGGCGCUCAUCGACCUGCACAACCACGACCUGGGCGAGAACCACCACCUGCGGGUCUCUUUCUCCAAGUCCACCAUCUAGGCCGCCAGGACCCCGCGGGCGCCGCCACCACUUCCAUCAUUCCAGAAAAGCCACUUUAAAAAGCAGCUGAAGUGACCUUAAAAGACCAGAGAUUUUAUUUUUUUAAAGAGAAAUCAGUUUACCUGUUUUUAAAAAAAUUAAAUCUAAUUCCUUUGGGGAGCCGGCCUCGGCCCUCGCUCGGCGAGUGGACAGCACGCCCGCCGCCCCGUGCCUUCUGCCGCCGGCGGGCCCCCGCGGCCCUCCUGUGCCUUAAACCCGCGCCCCGCGGGCCUCGCGGGGGCGGACGCGGGGCGGGUCCGGGUGCCCGGUGGCGGCCAACCCAGUGUAAUCACGUGUGCGAUGGCCCCCGGCCGCCGCCGCCUUCAGCUCCCUAAUCUUGUGCUUCGAUGUGCCGCACGCCUGUGCCUAGCGAUCUCUCCAGUUGACCAAAUAUGCUAAUCUUUCUUCAUUUAUAUGCAAAAGACAUAGUUUAAGUAACUUUUUAUAGCGAGAUGAUGAAAAUGGUAUGAGUGUAUCUAACUUCCUCCUCGUGGUGACCUGUAUACUGUACUCGUGUUUCUGUGACGGCCGCAGGGCCUCCCGACGCCUUAGGCCCGGCCUCGUCCCAGGACGGGCGCGCUCCGACUUUCAGGGUCUCCUUUUUCCUGCAAAUUUUGGACCAAAGUUUUCUGUUUUGUCUGCCUCUGACACUGGGACCCAGACGGUGGGGCCGCGGCCCUCGAGUCUUAACGUCUCCUUCGCGCCUCACCUGCUCCCGCGGGUCCAAGGGGCUCCCUGCGCGCGGACCCCGUGCUGGCCGCCCCGCCCGGGGACCUGGGCCCCGUUUCCAGAUGGGGUGGAACAAGGGUGUAGAUAUUUAUAAUUUUUUAUACCUGUUGUCAGAGACGAGGGGCAGCAAUCGCGGUUUUUAUGGUGACAGAUGUAUAUUUUGAUAACAGCAAUUACAGGUCAGUAUUGUGACGGGGGCUCGGCGCGCUCCACCGCCCGCCGCCGGCUUGUAAUGCGGAGAGAACGGAAUUAAAGCAAUUUUAUAACAAC
Messenger RNA from Equus caballus (horse), 3540 nucleotides. It is a transcript of the gene PTBP1, whose product is annotated as polypyrimidine tract binding protein 1. Gene Ontology annotation, biological process: mRNA processing; regulation of RNA splicing; regulation of cell differentiation. NCBI's taxonomy places the organism in Eukaryota, Metazoa, Chordata, Mammalia, Perissodactyla, Equidae. The record is from RefSeq and is a predicted model, not a curated record. Gene Ontology annotation, molecular function: mRNA binding. Gene Ontology annotation, cellular component: nucleus.